Molecule: messenger RNA, 2726 nt
Organism: Diachasmimorpha longicaudata
Lineage: Eukaryota; Metazoa; Arthropoda; Insecta; Hymenoptera; Braconidae
Gene: sip1
Product: tuftelin-interacting protein 11
Exons: 4
Coding region: 126-2639 (837 amino acids)
Biological process (GO): spliceosomal complex disassembly
Cellular component (GO): U2-type post-mRNA release spliceosomal complex
Molecular function (GO): nucleic acid binding
Source: RefSeq, a predicted model, not a curated record
AUAUCACCCCGUGUUGUACCUUAACCUCACUGAUUGUCUACGUCGCCCUAACCUCAAAACUCGACCGAGUGAUCUGUUGUUUAAAUCAUUAACAUUGUUAUGUGGUGAAUAAGAAAGUUGAAAAAAUGUCAGACGAUGAAGUGGAACGUUUUGAAAUCACGGAUUAUGAUUUGGACAAUGAGUUCAAUAUCAAUCGUCCCCGGAGGAAGCUCACGAAGCAGCAGCAAAUGCUGGGUGUGUGGGCUGACGACAGCGAUGAAGAGGCUCCACCAGGACCGCUAGUGGGAGGAUUCAAAGGGGCAUCGAAAGCCCCAAAAAAUUACACAGCUCCUGUCAGUUUCGUCGCCGGUGGGAUUCAACAAUCAGGAAAACCGAAGGAGGAGAAUAAAGACGAUGAUGAUGAUGACGAUGACACGGGGAGGGCCAGACGUGGAGACGCUGACUACGUGCCCAACAGCUCCAGUGAUUCUGAAUCGGAGAACGUGAAGAGUGGCCCAUCAAGACCAUCCCUUUCGAUGCACCUUGAAGGGGACAUAGCAGGUCUUCGCAGAAAGCGUGUCCCUGUGAAUCCAGCUCUCAUGAAAAGCGGAGUGGGGGGUUGGGAGAGACACACUAAAGGAAUAGGAGCGAAGUUGCUCCUUAAAAUGGGUUUCGAGCCGGGCAAAGGUCUGGGUAAGAAGCUCCAGGGUAUCUCCGCCCCUGUGGAAGCGCAUCUCCGACGGGGUCGUGGAGCUAUCGGGGCCUAUGGGCCCGAGAAGAAAGUCAAACUCUCCGAGAAACCUAAAGACGAGGACGAAGAGGAAGAGAAACAGUUCAAAGUGAAAUUGUCUCAGUGGAGGAAGACAGAUACUGCUGCCACAAAAAAGAAAAUAAGAUACUGCUAUCGAAGUGUUGAUCAAGUCCUCGAAGAUGGCAAACUGCGACCGAAUAUCAAAUCCACAGGGGCAGCUGGUGGUGAAUUGAGCAGAGUCAAGGUGAUAGACAUGACAGGACCAGAGCAGAGGAUUCUCAGUGGUUAUCACGCUAUUUCAGGACAAAAACGACCGGACGAAUCACUUCCAGAACCUGACAAACGAUCUCCAGUCAACUUUUCACUUCCUGAACUGCAGCAUAAUCUGAAUCUCCUUGUGGACAUGUGUGAACAGGAUAUUAUCCAGAACGACAGGAGGACUCGACACCUUGGGGAUCGAGUUGUGGCCCUUGAGGCCGAGAAGAAGAGCAUUGCGAAGGUCGUCAGUCACCACGAGAAGCUCAUAGACACUCUGGAGAGUGUGUGCGCCAUUGUGGACAGGCUCAUGGACAAGAGUGAGGAUUUGUCGUUGAAAGAGACAGCAGAAGCCUUCAAGCGGCUUCAGGACAGGUACUAUGAGGAGUACAAAAUAUACGACAUGGGGGAACUGGCCAGUAGCUUCGUCGGGUCCAAGGUCAAGGACUAUUUAUCAACCUGGAACCCCUUGGUGGAUCCUAAACUGCCGGUGAGCUUGAUGAAGGAGUGGAAGGAUAUCCUGGAGACUGGGACGAGUACACUGCAAGUCAAGGAUGGAAUGCAUCCUUAUGAUCAGCUCGUCUGGAAUGCCUGGAUGCCCUCCAUGAGGGGAGCUGUCCAGCAGUGGGCCUGCAGGCAACCCGAUCCUCUGAUAGAACUCAUCGAGUGUUGGAUGCCCCUUCUGCCUCCCUGGAUCCUUGAGAAUAUUUUAGAUCUCCUCGUUUUGCCCAAAUUAACCCUAGAAGUUGAGGAAUGGAACCCAUUGACUGACACCGUUCGAAUUCACACGUGGAUUCACCCUUGGUUACCCCUCAUGGGCAACAGAAUGGACACCCUCAUAUACCCGAUAAUCAGGAGAAAAUUGGGCUCUGCAUUGGGAGCUUGGCACCCUUCGGACAGGUCUGCAAGGCUCAUGCUCCAGCCCUGGGCGGAGGUAUUCUCAAAAGGGGACAUGGAGGCCUUCCUGGUCAAGAAUAUCGUUCCCAAACUACAGAUUGCACUCUCGGAAUUUGUUAUCAAUCCCCAUCAGCAACAUUUGGACCACUGGAACUGGGUUUACGAGUGGGCGACACUCUUACCUCCUCAUACUAUGGUGGGACUGCUCGACAAGUUCUUCUUCCCCAAGUGGCUGCAGGUGUUGGCCUUGUGGCUCAAUCAUUCACCGAAUUACGAUCAGAUAACGCAUUGGUAUAUGGGAUGGAAAAACAUGUUGAGUGAGAAGCUGUUGGCAGAGCCUCUUGUCAAAGAUCACUUCAAAAAGGCGUUAGAUAUGAUGAAUCGUGCGGUAUCUACUCCCCAGGGUCACCAACCCGGUGCUAUGGAGCAAGUAUCCUAUCUGACGAGUUUAGAACGUACACAACCAACGAUGACACAAAUUCCAGCAACAGCGCAACCAAGAAUCGAGAGGCUUGCGGAAGCUGUCAGAACGGCGUCGCAGAUACCGCAGGGAUUCAAGGACCUCGUGCAGAAAAGAUGCGAAGAGCGAGGUAUACUCUUUAUGCCAAUUCCAAAUCGAUACAGGGAGGCUAAGCAAGUAUACAAAGUUGGCAAUAUACAGGCGUACAUUGAUGGAAAUGUGUUAUUUGUUUGUCAUAAUGGAGCCAACUGGGUUCCCACGCAUCUCAAUGCACUUUUAGAUAUGUCAGAACUUUAAUUAUUGAUUGAACUUAUUUAAUUAAGACUAGGGUAGAGCUUGACCAAUUAUAGACCAAAAAUAAAAAAAAAAUCUCAUUUUAUUUAA